Messenger RNA from Fulmarus glacialis (Northern fulmar), 6031 nucleotides. RefSeq names its product nesprin-1-like. NCBI's taxonomy places the organism in Eukaryota, Metazoa, Chordata, Aves, Procellariiformes, Procellariidae. The transcript is spliced from 37 exons. The annotation marks the transcript as partial. Gene Ontology annotation, molecular function: protein binding. The record is from RefSeq and is a predicted model, not a curated record.
AUGUUAUCCACUGUCGCUGAUGGGCCCGGCCUUGGCCAGCGGCAGUCUCUUGCCAAAGAAAUCAAAGAGGUAACAGAAGACAUGGAUAAGAACAAGAAUUUAUUUGCUCAGAUAUUUCCUGAGAAUGGUGAUAAUAGGGAUAUUAUAGAAGACACUUUGGAUUGUCUCCUGAAAAGACUGACCUUGCUGGAGUCAGUAGUAAACCAGAGAUGCCAUCAAAUGAAAGGAAGGCUCCAGCAAAUAGUGACUUUCAAGAAUGAUCUGAAGCUCCUGUUUACGUCGGUGGCUGAUAACAAAUAUUUAGUUCUACAGAAACUAGCAGAGGCAGUUGAGAGACCAGAAACAGAACAAAUGCAGGUCAUACUGCAGGCAGAAGAAGGUUUGAAGGAACUAGACACUGGAAUAAAUGAAUUAAAGAAGCAGGUAGACAAGCUACAAAUUGACCAACCUUCUGUGCAAGAGCUGUCUAAGAUCCAGGAUAUGUACGAUGAGCUGAUGAUGAUCAUUGGAUCCAGACGGUGUGACCUGAAUCAAAAUCUGGCUCUUAAGAGGCAGUAUGAACGGGCUUUGCAGGACCUGGCUGACCUGUUAGAAACAGGCCAAGAAAAGAUGGCUGGUGACCAGAAAAUGAUUGUUGCUUCUAAGGAAGAAGUUCGAUCACUACUUGACAAACAUAAGGAAUAUUUUCAGGGGUUGGAGUCUCACAUGAUCCUGACAGAAACGCUCUUUAGAAAGAUGAGUAGCUUUGCCCUCUUGAAGGAAACUCAGUCACAUUCAGAGCUAAUGACACAAGCUUCGGUUGUAUUAAAACUGGCUCAUAAACGAGGUGUGGAGCUGGAAUACAUUCUAGAGACCUGGAUGCGUCUGGAUGAGGAUUACCAGGAACUUACCAGACAACUGGAAUCUGUUGAAGGUAGCAUCCCCGCUGUUGGUUUGGUGGAAGAGACGGAGGACAGGCUUACAGACCGGAUUACACUUUUUCAGCAUCUGAGAUCUAACCUGACUGAAUACCAACCUAAAUUAUACCAAGUGCUAGAUGAUGGGAAAAGGCUCCUUUUUUCUGUUAGCUGCUCAGAUCUCGAAAGUCAACUGAACCAACUAGGAGAACACUGGUUAAGUAACACCAGCAAGGUUACCAAGGAGCUUCACAGGCUGGAGACAAUACUGAAGCACUGGACAAGAUAUCAGAAUGAAUCAAGUGAACUGACACGUUGGUUACAAUCUGCAAAGGAGCGGCUUGAGUUUUGGAGCCAGCAGUCCUUGACAGUUCCUCAGGAACUGGAAACAGUCCGAGACCACUUGAACUCCUUUUUGGAGUUUUCAAAAGAAGUCGAUGCUAAAUCAUCACAGAAAUCCUCUGUCCUGAGUACUGGGAACCAGCUCCUCAGGCUGAAGAAGGUGGAUACAGCAGCAUUGCGUGCGGGAUUGUCCCACAUUGACAGUCAGUGGACGGAGCUGCUCACACAAAUCCCAGCAGUACAAGAGAAAUUGCACCAGCUCCAGAUGGACAAAAUUCCUUCUCGCCAUGCUAUCACUGAAGUUAUGAGCUGGAUUUCCCUGAUGGAAAAUGUUAAUCAGCAGGAUGAAGAGAAUAUAAAAAAUGUAGUAGGACAGAAAGUCAUCCAGGAUUACGUCCAGAAGUACAAGGGUUACAAGAUAGAUUUAAAUUGCAAACAAUUGACGGUAGACUUUGUGAACCAAUCAGUGCUACAAAUUAGCAGCCAGGAUGUUGAAAGUAAACGCAGUGACAAAACUGAUUUCGCAGAACAGCUCGGAGCAAUGAACAGACGUUGGCAAAUCCUGCAAGGCCUGAUAACAGAAAAGAUCCAGCUGUUGGAAAGUCUGCAGGAAUCCUGGACAGAAUACGAAAAUAACGUGCAGUGCCUAAAAACUUGGUUUGAAACCCAAGAGAAGAAGCUGAAACAGCAACAGAAAAUUGGAGACCAGGCUUCAGUACAGAAUGCUUUGAAAGACUGUCAGGAAUUGGAAGAAUCAAUAAGAACAAAGGAAAAAGAAGUAGAAAAUGUAGAACAGAGUGGUCUUUCUUUGAUACAGAACAAGAAGGAAGAAGUCUCUUCUGCUGUUAUGAGUACACUGCAAGAAAUUAACCAUUCCUGGGCCAAUUUGGAUCACAUGGUUAGCCAACUGAAGAUAUUGUUGCAAUCUGUUCUUGAUCAGUGGAGCAUUUACAAAGUGGCUUAUGAAGAACUGAAUAGUUACCUGACAGAAGCUAGAUAUUCUUUGUCCCGUUUUUAUCUUCUUACUGGUUCUUUGGAAGCUGUGAAAGUCCAAGUUGAUAACCUUCAGAGCCUACAAGAUGAAUUGGAAAAGCAAGAAAAUAGCUUACAGAAAUUUGGUUCUGUGACCAAUCAAUUGUUGAAAGAAUGUCACCCACCAGUGACUGAAACACUUACCAACACUUUGAAAGAAGUCAAUAUGAGGUGGAACAACCUUCUGCAGGAGAUUGCAGAGCGGCUGCGUGCCAGUAAGGGCCUCCUUCAGCUGUGGCAAAGGUACAAGGACUGUUACCAGCAGUGCUCUUCCACAGUCCGUCAGCGGGAAGACCAGACCAAUGAACUCCUGAAGACUGCCACCAGCAAAGACAUUGCUGAUGAUGAAGUUACUACUUGGAUUCAGGACUGUAAUGAUGUACUCAUGGAUUUGAAGACAGCACAGGAGUCACUGGUUGUUCUUCAAGAGCUGGGAGAGGAGCUAAAAAGCCAGGUGGAGGCUUCAGCAGCAGCAGCUAUACAAUCUGAUCAUCUUUCUCUGAAGCAGAAUCUGUCAACCCUAGAACAGGCUCUCCGCAAGCAACAGACUGUACUUCAGGCUGGAGUGCUGGACUAUCAAACCUUUGCCAAGAACCUGCAAGUCCUUGAGGCCUGGAUAACAGAAGCAGAAGAAAUAUUGAAAGGACAGGAUCCUAGUCACUCAUCUGAUCUCUCAGCAAUACAGAGUAGAAUGGAGGAACUCAAGAGUCAGAUGUUGAAAUUCAGCAGCAUGACCCCGGAUUUGGACCGUCUUAAUGAGCUGGGUUACAGGCUUCCUCUGAAUGAUAAAGAAAUCAAAAGGAUGCAGAACCUGAACAGACAUUGGUCUCUGAUCUCAUCUCAGACUACGGAGAGAUUCAGUAAGCUGCAGUCUUUCUUGCUGCAGCAGCAGACCUUCUUGGAGAAAUGUGAGACUUGGAUGGAUUUAUUAGUUCAGACUGAGCAGAAGCUAGCGGCAGAGAUUUCGGGAAACUACCAGAGCCUUUUAGAGCAACAGAGGGCACAUGAGCUAUUCCAGGCAGAGAUGUUCAGCCGCCAGCAGAUUUUGCAUUCAAUUAUCUCUGAUGGGCAGCACCUUCUAGAACAAGGACGGGUGGAUGACAGGGAUGAAUUUAAUCUGAAGCUGACUCUUUUAAGUAAUCAAUGGCAAGGAGUAAUUCGCCGGGCACAGCAGAGGAGGGGGAUCAUUGACAGCCAGAUUCACCAGUGGCAACGCUAUAGGGAGAUGGCAGAGAAGCUGCGCAAGUGGCUCUUGGAAAUAUCCUGUCAGCCAGUGAGUGGGCUGGGCAAUGUUCCUAUCCCACUGCAGCAAGCCAGAGCGCUACUGGAUGAAGUGCAGCUUAAAGAGAAAGUUCUCCUAAGGCAGCAAGGGAGUUAUAUCCUCACUGUGGAAGCUGGGAAGCAACUGCUGCUCUCUGCUGACAGUGGAGCUGAGGCAGCCCUGCAGACAGAGCUUACCGAAAUUCAGGAGCGCUGGAAGAUAGCUAGCACCCAACUGGAACAACAAAAGAAACAGCUUGCCUUACUACUGAAAGACUGGGAAAAAUCUGAAAAGGGCAUAGGAGACUCCCUGGAGAAGCUAAGAACAUUCAAAAAAAAGCUUUCUCAGCCUUUGCCAGAACACCAUGAUGAAUUGCAUGCAGAGCAGAUUCGUUGCAAGGAGUUAGAGAAUGCUGUUGAAGGAUGGAGAGAUGACCUUGCACACCUCUCUCUGAUGAAGGAGACCCUGUCUGUAUAUAUCAGCACAGAUGAUAUCUCAAUCCUCAGUGAGCGCAUAGAGCUUCUGCACAGGCAGUGGGAGGAGCUGUGCCACCAGGUCUCCUUACGUCGACAACAAGUUAGUGAGAGACUGAAUGAGUGGGCUGUCUUCAGUGAGAAGAACAAGGAGCUCUGUGAGUGGCUGACGCAAAUGGAAAGUAAGGUUUCUCAAAAUGGCGACAUCCUCAUAGAAGAAAUGAUUGAGAAACUUAAAAAGGAUUACCAAGAGGAAAUUGCUGUAGCCCAGAAGAACAAAAUCCAGCUCCAGCAAAUGGGAGAGCGACUUGCUAAAGCCAGCCAUGAGAGUAAGGCAUCAGAGAUUGAGUACAAACUUGGCAAGAUCAAUGACAGGUGGCAACAUCUUCUAGAUCUUAUUGCAGCCAGGGUAAAGAAGUUGAAGGAGACCCUUAUUGCAGUGCAGCAGCUGGAUAAAAACAUGAGUAGCCUGAGAUCUUGGCUUGCCCACAUUGAGUCAGAGUUGUCCAAACCUAUUAUCUAUGAAACUUGUGACUCUGAGGAGAUACAAAGGAAGCUAAAUGAACAGCAGGAACUUCAGAGGGACAUAGAGAAACACAGCACUGGAGUGGCAUCUGUUCUCAAUCUGUGUGAAGUGCUUCUUCAUGACUGUGAUGCAUGUGCCACAGAAGCAGAGUGUGACUCUAUCCAGCAGGCUACACGCAAUCUGGACAGAAGGUGGAGGAACAUUUGUGCAAUGUCAAUGGAAAGGCGACUUAAAAUUGAAGAGACAUGGCGGCUAUGGCAAAAGUUUUUGGAUGACUACUCUAAAUUUGAAGACUGGCUAAAAAUCUCUGAGAAGACAGCUGCUUUCCCGAGCUCCUCUGGUGUGCUUUACACAGUUGCUAAGGAAGAACUGAAGAAAUUUGAGGCCUUCCAGAGACAAGUGCAUGAAAGUCUGACUCAGCUGGAACUGAUCAAUAAACAGUAUCGCCGCCUGGCCCGAGAGAACCGCACUGACUCUGACUGCAGCCUCAAGCAGAUGGUUCAUGAGGGGAACCAGAGAUGGGACAACUUACAAAAGCGAGUUACCUCCAUCCUGCGCAGGCUAAAACAUUUUAUUGGCCAGCGUGAGGAGUUUGAGACAGCACGUGAUAGCAUCCUGGUAUGGCUAACAGAGAUGGACCUGCAGCUGACCAACAUAGAGCAUUUUUCAGAGUGUGAUGUCCAAGCAAAGAUAAAGCAACUUAAGGCUUUCCAGCAAGAAAUUUCACUGAACAACAACAAAAUUGAGCAGAUAAUUGUGCAGGGUGAGCAACUCAUUGAGAAAAGUGAGCCCAUGGAUGCAGCUGUCAUUGAAGAAGAACUAGAUGAGCUGCGUCGUUACUGUCAAGAGGUCUUUGGACGUGUGGAACGCUAUCACAAGAAACUCAUCCGCCUUCCUCUGACAGAUGACGAACACGACCUCUCUGACAGAGAGGUGGAUCUGGAUGAAUCAGCAGAUCUCUCUGACAUACACUGGCAUGACAAAUCUGCGGACAGCGUUCUCUCCCCGCACCCCUCUUCCAACCUCUCGCUGCCUCUUUCCCAGCCGGUGAGAAGCGAGCGAUCAGGGCGAGACACCCCUGCGAGCGUGGACUCCAUUCCCCUGGAGUGGGAUCAUGACUACGACCUUAGCAGAGACCUGGAGACAGCCGUUUCACGGGCACUGCACUCUGAGGAAGAAGACGGAGGACAAGAGAAGGACUUCUACCUGAGAGGAGCAGCUGGUAUAGCAGGAGAACCUGGUGCCCUGGAGGCACAUAUCCGACAGCUGGACAAGGCCUUAGACACCAGUCGUUUCCAAAUACAGCAAACAGAAAACAUCAUCCGCAGCAAAACACCUACAGGACCGGAGCUGGAUUCCAGUUACAAAGGAUACAUGAAGCUACUAGGUGAGUGCAGUGGAAGCAUAGACUCAGUAAAAAGGCUUGGAUAUAAGCUGAAGGAGGAAGAAGAAAAAUUAUCUGGACUUAUUAACCUGAACAGUACUGAAACACAAACAGCUG